Messenger RNA from Fulvia fulva, 2052 nucleotides. RefSeq names its product DNA polymerase kappa. NCBI's taxonomy places the organism in Eukaryota, Fungi, Ascomycota, Dothideomycetes, Mycosphaerellales, Mycosphaerellaceae. Gene Ontology annotation, cellular component: nucleus. The record is from RefSeq and is a predicted model, not a curated record. The transcript has a single exon. Gene Ontology annotation, biological process: error-prone translesion synthesis. The coding region runs from base 1 to 2052 and encodes 683 amino acids. Gene Ontology annotation, molecular function: damaged DNA binding; DNA-directed DNA polymerase activity.
AUGACAGAGACGGCGAGCGAUAGUUCUCAACCAUCCGACCAGUCCACUAUAGCCACCGAACCUGCGCACCCCGCGACACCAUCACCAGCGCUCGACGAUCUCCCCGCGGCAUCGCAAUCGACACUCAAAUACCAUCUGCUCGGCCCUUCGCUCACGAAAUCCGGACAAGAUGGCGUGGAUCAAAAGAAGGUCAGCGAGAUCAUAUACGAGGUGUCCAAGGGCAGCAAGUACUUUAGCAAUGAGGAGGUCAAGGACAAGAACCUCACGGUCAAGAUCAACCGCAUUCUGGACAAGAAGCGCGAGUUGCAGCGUAUAGAGGCACAAUGCGGACUGAAGCAUGACAUGAAGAAGGCGGAUGACUACAUUGCCGAGCUGGAAUAUGGGCGGGAUCUGUCGCAGGUGGUCGUGCACAUAGACUGUGAUGCGUUCUAUGCCGCGGUCGAAGAGCUGGAUCGCCCGGAACUGAAAGACGUGCCCUUUGCUGUGGGAGUCGGAGUCUUGACGACGUGUAACUAUGUCGCCCGCAAGUUUGGCUGUCGCUCUGGUAUGGCGGGGUUUGUGGCCGACAAGUUGUGUCCUCAGCUGAUUCACCUUCCACUGAAUUUCAGCAAAUACACGUCGAAGGCUGCUGAAGUCAGGGCCGUCCUGGAGCAGUACGAUCCGCGCUUCGAGUCGGCAAGUAUCGACGAGGCAUAUCUCAACCUAACACAGUAUUGUGAGGAGCAUAGUAUGGAGCCAGAGGAUGCCGUGAGCCAAAUGCGAGCCCAAGUCUUUCAAGAAACAAAGAUCACCAUCUCCGCUGGCAUCGCUGCAAAUGCGAAGCUGGCCAAAAUCUGCAGUAACAAGAACAAGCCUAACGGCCAGUUCAAACUUCCCUCUGACAGAGCCAGCAUUUUGCACUUCAUGAGAGACUUGCCCACUCGCAAGGUCAACGGCAUAGGUCGCGUGUUGGAGCGUGAGCUUGACGCUAUCGGCAUCAAGACUUGUGGCGACAUAUUUCCCCAACGACACUACAUCAAUCCCUUGUUCGGCGAAAAGACUUUUGAGUUCUUGAUGGGCGUCCACUUGGGAUUAGGACGAACCGACGUCAGGCCUAUCGAGGAGUUUGGACGCAAGAGCGUUGGCACGGAGAGUUCUUUCAAAGACAUGUCAGACCCAAAAGAGCUGCGCGAGAAGCUAAGAUGGACCGCCGAAGAGCUGGAAAAGGACUUGCAACGUACAGAAUUUAAGGGCAGAACGCUCUGUCUGAAGAUCAAGCUGCAUACUUACGAGGUGUUCACCCGUCAAGUGCAGCCACCCAAGGCUGUCUAUACCGCGGAAGACUUGUACAAUUUCAGCUUGCCGAUGCUCCAGAAGUUAGAGCAAGAGUUUCCGAACAUGAAGCUGAGGCUGAUGGGCCUCCGGUGUACACAUUUGGUGUCGAUGAAGAAGGGAGAUGUGGAUUUCUUUGGUCGAGCUAGGCAGCCGCAAAUUGCACCCAGUGAGUCGAUUGAUGUCACACAGGCAGCGCCUCAUGCGGAACUGGACGAGGAUGGCUGGCAGAAGUGGCCCGAUGCAGAAUUUGAAGAUGCAGCAAGGCAGGAACGAGAAGACGACAUGGCAGAGCUGGAGCAGCUUUCUCAGGAGUACGAUCUUAAGCACAAGCCGCCCCAGCAGAGGCCGCCUGACGAGGUCACCUACAGCCCCGACGGUGCACCCUCAGACUACAGGAGGUACGGUAAUGGCUUUGCCUGGCGCUCACUGCUGGAAGACGAAGCACGGACAGCAGAGCAGAACAGUCCGCCUCGUCAGCAGCCGGAGCAGUGGAACUGCCCUAUUUGCAGCACACCUCAACAAGCAGACGAGAGAUCAUUCAACGAGCACAUUGAUGGCUGUCUCUCGAGGCAGACGAUCAAAGAAAUCGUCAAGGAACCGACGCCGCCAGAGCAGGCGCUACAUCCCUUGAUGCAAGGCAGUACGUCGAAGCGGAAGCGCGGUAGGCCACAAAGCAAUGCACACGCUGGCACUGGUGGAGAUGAAAAGAGACCGAAGAAGUCCUUCUUCACAUCUUGA